CGUGAGGCAAACACGUCGCGCCUAUCCACGAAUGAAAUUCACCCAUUCGUACGUCGGAAAUGCCAAAACGUGUCCUCCCACGUAGGGAGGGAGGAGACACAGAUAUCUCCUAUGAUGUCACCGGGUCUUGUCUAUAAAUGCAAAAGAUCCGCCCGACACUUCGUUAAAGAAAUAACACAUCUGCUGAGAGAUGCAAAGGUAGGGACAAACACAUCUUCAUCUCUUUCUUCCCCUUCCACAUCUAGUAGCCUGUUUGUUACGAGCCCUCCCAAACCACAGCUUGCCAGCUGGCUCAUAGAGCAAGUGGAGACAGGCCAGUACACGGGCCUGUGCUAUGUGGGCCAAAAUAAGUUCAGGGUCCCCUGGAAGCACAACUCCAGAAAGGACUGCAACGAUGAGGACAGUAAAAUCUUCCGGGCAUGGGCAGUAGCAAGUGGUAAAAUCAAUGAGUUCCCUAAUGACAAGGCCAGGUGGAAAACCAACUUCCGCUGCGCUCUGAACAACCUCUCCGUGCGCUUCAAGAUGAUAGAGGACAAUUCCAAGAAUUCUGAGGACCCUCAUAAAAUCUAUGAGAUUAUCAACACUGAGUAUAACUAUGAACAACUGCCAACACGAAACUCCCAGGAAGAUUCUGACAUGACUCCGGAUAUCUAUUGCUCUCCCAUAGAGGACAUCCCCUCAGGAAAUGAGUACAAUCUGCUUAAAAAUUUCACAGCCUUGGGUCUUGGCAACAUUCCACCCGAGGGGUGGAUAGAGACCUAUAUCCAGGACAAUCCAGAUGUCCCUGGAAGCUUUCCUGCUGUUGCAGCAGCUGAGAACCUCACGCAACCUUUACCAGAUCAGCUGCCCUUCAUCGAGGUAGAUCCACAACCAGUUUUAAGUUUGCCUGUGCAGCCAACUAUCUGGGACCUGGAGAUCUCCAUCCACUACAGGAAAAAAGAAAUGCUAAAGACAGUGUUGAGCACUGCCCGUCUCCAGCUCCACUACCAGCACGAGGCCCCUGAACUCAAUGCCUUUCAUCUCUGCUUUCCCUCCACUGAUGGCCUGCUGGACCACAAACAGAUUGAGUACACCAACCGCAUCCUUAACAGUAUUCAGAAAGGUCUACUCCUGGAGGUGCGGGACACUGGUAUCUAUGCCUACAGGCAGGACAGGUGCCAUGUGUUUGCCAGCAACAGUGACCCCAGUGUAGCUCACCCCAACCCAACAAAACUGCCCCAAAAUACUGUGGUGGAGCUCCUCAGCUUUGAGAAGUUUGUGAAUGAACUGAGACAGUUUAAAGAGAACAACGGUGGCUCUCCGAACUACAAAAUCAACAUGUGCUUUGGAGAGAAGUUUCCUGAUGGAAAACCUUUGGAGAAGAAGCUUAUCACAGUCCAGGUGGUCCCUCUGAUCUGCCGAUACUUACAUGAGAUGGCCCAGGUGGAUGGAGCGUCGUCUCUUCACAGCUCCAACGUCAGCUUACAGAUCUCACACAACAGCCUCUAUGAUCUCAUUUACUCAGUCUUUGGUCUGCCAACAGUUGAAGAGUCGAUGCGAGCUGCUGGGCCUUUCCAAAAUCAGAUGUGAAGUUUUAUAUUUCACUGGCCUUCAAUGGAAACUAUUUCAGCUAUCACAUCCUGCUCUCACCCCAAGUUACGCUAAUACGUAGGAUUACAUGUGUAAUCCUGUGACAUGUUGAACUGGUUAGCAGAAGAGAACAGCAUUAAAUUGGGUAUUGUAAAAAAAAAUUAUUUUGAUGCAUUUUCAACUGCAUUUCCUGUUUAUGUUAUGUAUCAGCAUUGGUAAAAACUGACAUUUUCAGCACUACAUAAGUACUGUAGAUAUUGACCCCUUGACCAUUGGACCGUUACAUUACUCAACUGAAAGGUCAAUGGUCUCAUCUAAUAAUCAACCCUUUUUAUGAUUGUGUAAUAAUGUGACUGUAAAUGUCAAAUUCUUUUAAUAAAAUGUACAUUAAAUUGAUAUAUGUAUAUAGUAGUAACCAUAAUGACCAAUAGUCAGUAAAUCUAUUUUAAAAUGUAAGUGUUUGCUUUUUGGUCACAUUUAUAAUCGUGUAAACUCCAAAAUUAUUGCAUAGUUAGGUAAUGUAUAGUGUAGUUUUUUUUAUGUGUCAUGAAGCUAUUAAUUGUGUUUUGCACUUGAGGAUUUGAUUUUGGUUAUAUCAAACCAUUUUUAUACUCUGCUAGUCAUUUUGCACUAAAGCUAACUGUUUUUAUUAAGACUUCAAAUAAACAGUUUAACACUUGAA
Molecule: messenger RNA, 2251 nt
Organism: Thunnus maccoyii (southern bluefin tuna)
Lineage: Eukaryota; Metazoa; Chordata; Actinopteri; Scombriformes; Scombridae
Gene: irf7
Product: interferon regulatory factor 7
Exons: 10
Coding region: 112-1569 (485 amino acids)
Biological process (GO): immune system process; regulation of transcription by RNA polymerase II
Cellular component (GO): nucleus
Molecular function (GO): DNA-binding transcription factor activity, RNA polymerase II-specific; protein binding; RNA polymerase II cis-regulatory region sequence-specific DNA binding
Source: RefSeq, a predicted model, not a curated record